GGAGAGAGAGAGAGAGAGAGAGGGAGAGAGAGAUGGGGAAGGCUGUAGAGAAGAAGAAGAAGAAAGGCCGCCCCUCUCUCCUCGAUCUACAGAAGCGCAGCCUCCGGCUUCAGAAGCUGCAGGAGCAAAAGAAGAAGCGAAACCCUAACCCUAGCGCUAUCCCCAACCCCUACGCCCGCUUCCCUAUUCCCUCCGCCGGCCGCAGCUCCACACGCCGAAACCCUAGCUCGGAACCUAAACCACCUUCUCCGGCAGAGGAUGGGGAUGAUACGGAGGCGGCAACAUCAAUGGAGGACGAUGAGGACGACGACGAACCAAAGGAGAGAAGAAAGGAGAAAAAGCUCAAAUUAGUCCUCCACCUCCCUCACCCCAGCACCACUUCUUCAGAUUUGGCAUCCUACGCAGCCGAAUCGAACGGCACCGUCACUGAGAAGCAGCAGAUUGACACCUUGGCAAAGCAGACAGAAGGAAAAAAUUCUGCGUGGAAAGCGACAGAAGCUCCUCAAGGGACAUCUGAUUUGGGCCCCGCAAUGCCUCUGCCAGACAAAAAGUUAUUGGAAUCCAUCCUUGAUAGGCUGCAGAAGAAGGACAUCUAUGGAGUAUUUUCUGAGCCUGUGGAUCCAGAAGAGCUUCCAGAUUACUUUGAUAUCAUCAAACAACCAAUGGAUUUUGGGACUGUGCGAAACAGGCUCUCAAGCGGAGCUUAUAAGGAUUUGGAACAAUUUGAGAAAGACGUUUUCUUAAUAAGCUCGAAUGGCAUGCGCUACAACGCACCAGACACAAUUUACUUUCGGCAGGCAAGGUCGAUACACGAACUCGCCAAAAAAGGUUUUGAGAGCUUAAGGCACGAAGGUGUUGGCGGCGAACGAGAACCAAAAAUAGUACGACGAGGUAGGCCACCUGGCACUGGCAAAAACAGCUUCAAGCGGCCGGUUGGUCGGCCUCCUGCGGAGCGAACUGGUUCUGAAUUUUCGUCUGAAGCUGCUCUUGCAAAUGCUUUGAUUGGAAACCAUUCGUCUGGCUUAAAGAAUGAUUUUUUGAGGGAAGGAUCAGGACCGGAUCAGCGAAGAAUAGCAGAUGUAUCCAUCAGGCCUACUCAGUUUUUUCAUAGCUCUGAAGCUUAUAGUUUAGGCAGUGAGCUUAAAUUAGUGAGAAAUGAAGAUUAUUCAGGGUCUACGUGGAAGGGAUUCCCAAAUUAUGGGAAGAAACUUAAUGUCAUGGAUGAGAGUCGCCGAAAUAGUUAUAAGCAAAGUCAGUUAUCUUCUUCUGUGCCUGAGUGGCCUGUGCUGGCAGCUUUUGAUGGAGAGAGAAAGAUAUUGUUGCAGGUUGGAUUUCAUGUGGAGUACGCGUACGCGAGAAGCUUGGCUCGUUUUGCCGCAAAUCUCGGCCCCAUUGGUUGGAAGAUUGCUGCCAAACGGAUCGAGAAGGUUCUCCCUUCAGGGAUCAAGUUCGGACCUGGGUGGGUCGGGGAUGAGGUUGACGCUCCCCGAUCUUAUCAUCCACACUUCUCAAAGUCGCCUUCUCCCCAUCCUUCCUCUCCGCAGUCGAAUAUCUCCGCGGCAUUGCGAAAUGAGCCUCACUCAGAAAAGCGAGAUGAUCUUCCUUCCAAUAACUCGGUGGGACAAUACUCUCACUCAGGAACUUCUCUUAGUCCUUCCUCAGCUUCUAUAUCCGCUGUUGCUCACGAGAGAUUCCAUGAUUCCAGUGAAGUGAAAGGUUCAUCCGAGUUUCACUGUAACGUGAAGAUGCAACCUCUAGCGAACGGAUUCAAAGCCUCCUUCACUUCCAAUCAUCUUUCUCGUUCCAAAAUAUUCACAAUGCCGAGUGCAGCUCGAGAAAACUUCGGUUUGGAAGCAGUAAUCCCUUUGCCGAAUUCGAGUAAAGGGCCAUGUCCGGCCGUUCCAGGUGUCACCGUGGAUUCGCAGAAACCUGAUUUGGCAUUGCAGUUAUGAGAUAAAAUCAGGUUCAUUAUUUAUUUUAU
Phalaenopsis equestris is the source of this 1981-nucleotide messenger RNA. RefSeq lists its product as uncharacterized. The record is from RefSeq and is a predicted model, not a curated record. The transcript is spliced from 9 exons. Lineage: Eukaryota; Viridiplantae; Streptophyta; Magnoliopsida; Asparagales; Orchidaceae. Gene Ontology annotation, molecular function: protein binding. The coding region runs from base 33 to 1952 and encodes 639 amino acids.